GCUAUGAAAAGUUCGUUUAUCACGAUUUUCCUUAUGGCUAUGUCUUUGUGGAAUUUGUGUUCAGGAUCCAAAACGAUUAAGAAAUAUUAUAUUGGUGAUCUCCUGAGGAAGAAAAGGCAUUUACUCUUUCCAGACCCAGAAGAGAGUGAGACCAAAGUGCAGGUACUUUUUGGCCUCGGGCUUCCCAUGGAGGGUGAGAUAUCCAUGACUAUGGGUUAUGUGUUGAAGUGCAACUACAAUCUCCCUUACAAUUCAUCCGGCUACAAACAGGAAGAAUUUCGAUACGGGAGGUCGGCAGAUAUGGCGUUAUCAGAGCAAAGUAAAGAGGAAGCUACACAAGGUGGAACAUUAUCCAGGUGGAGUAUAUACCGGAUAUUAGAGAAGAUGUUGGAGACUCUGGGAUCAGGGAAGGCCUGCCUGCUACGUGUGGUUUGUGAAGCCGCGGAAACACCUUUCAAAGAGGGCACUAGCCUCUUAGGGGAACUGCUGCACGUCGUCUUUACGCCCUCGACAACUUUCGAGGAAUACGAAAUGUAUGCGGAUCGCGAAUACCACGCAGCGGAACUCAUAGGACAGAAGGCGAAUGGAAUGUGUAAAUCACUCUACCCCGAGUGUCUCUACAGCCCUCUGGGUUAUUUUACCAAGAAAUUCUACUUUUGA
Molecule: messenger RNA, 660 nt
Organism: Belonocnema kinseyi
Lineage: Eukaryota; Metazoa; Arthropoda; Insecta; Hymenoptera; Cynipidae
Exons: 3
Coding region: 4-660 (218 amino acids)
Source: RefSeq, a predicted model, not a curated record